AUGGCAUUUUUCAUGUGCCAUUUGAAUGGCCCAAAUGCUCACACACCAGGUCGGGCAGGGCGGCCGGACUUCAAAAGUGUGAUGAAUGCGACCGAGCAGUUCACAGUGCUGUGGAUCCUCUUCAUCUCCAUCGUGGGGAAUGUGGCCGUCAUAGCUGCCCUGAUGCUGUCCAAGGCACGGAAGUCCAGGACCAACUAUUUCAUCAUGCAUCUUGCCCUGGCAGAUUUAUCGGUGGGGCUGAUCAGUGUGCUGACAGACAUAGUCUGGAAGAGCACGGUCUCUUGGUACGCAGGAAACUUAGGUUGCAAAGCUGUCAGAUUUGCUCAGGUGCUGGUGACUUAUUCAUCCACGUAUGUCUUGGUGGCGUUGAGUAUAGAUAGAUACGACGCCAUCACUCAUCCUAUGAAUUUUUCAGGGAGCUGGCGUCGUGCCAAACGCCUCGUCCUUGCGGCGUGGUUCCUGUCGGCUAUAUUCGCCUCCCCGAGUCUCGUCCUCUUCAUGGAAACCUUUGUCGAGGGAGUGCCGCAGUGCUGGAUAGACUUCUCGGAGGCGUGGCAGUGGAAAGUGUACAUGACUCUAGUCUCCCUGACUGUCUUCGUCUUCCCAACCGUCAUCAUCACUGCCUGCUACACCAUCAUCGUCUACACCAUCUGGUCUAAGAGCAAAAUCAUGACAGUCAGCACCAAAGCCAUCCAUUCGAAGAAUGGAGAGAAGCGGAGCGCGAAUAACGAGGACGACUCGAGAAGAGCGAGUUCGCGGGGCCUUAUACCCAAGGCCAAGAUCAAGACGGUGAAGAUGACCUUCGUCAUCGUUUUUGUGUUCAUCCUGUGCUGGUCUCCGUACAUCGUCUUCGACCUCCUACAAGUAUACGGCUACAUUCCGCAGACCCAAACGAACAUGGCUGUUGCCACGUUCAUACAGUCGCUGGCGCCGCUCAAUUCAGCAGCCAAUCCAAUCAUCUACUGCCUGUUUUCGACGCACAUAUGCCGUAAUCUAAGAAGAAUCCAGUGGAUCAACUGGCUGGUGACGCACCUGUUCCCCUGCCUGGCGUGUGCCCAGCAGCCGGUGGAACCGAGCGGGCCGUUCCACCGGUACGGUACAGAGUACACAACGAUGUCUGAUGCCUCCAGCAGGCGCCACACUCUCACGUCUGUCAGGUACAACCCAGUUCGCCAGGGGGCGGAGCUGAACAAGGGACUGACGCAGACCACGACGACGGUGCACAGGGAGUACCUCGACACGGAGCUCCUGACCUACAAUACGAAGAGAAAGCACGACGCCUACAUCAGAGGGUCCGUGGUCUAAUCCCGACGAAGGGACGGAUGUCAGAUUUAUGUAUAUAUAUGUCAAGUUUGUGUUGACGCAUUUCUACCCAUGCCACUGGUUGCGUGUAUGUGUGUGUGGA
Messenger RNA from Macrobrachium nipponense, 1405 nucleotides. RefSeq names its product cardioacceleratory peptide receptor-like. Gene Ontology annotation, molecular function: neuropeptide receptor activity; vasopressin receptor activity. Gene Ontology annotation, cellular component: plasma membrane. NCBI's taxonomy places the organism in Eukaryota, Metazoa, Arthropoda, Malacostraca, Decapoda, Palaemonidae. Gene Ontology annotation, biological process: neuropeptide signaling pathway. The record is from RefSeq and is a predicted model, not a curated record.